Molecule: messenger RNA, 1523 nt
Organism: Cygnus atratus (black swan)
Lineage: Eukaryota; Metazoa; Chordata; Aves; Anseriformes; Anatidae
Product: V-set and immunoglobulin domain-containing protein 4-like
Exons: 8
Coding region: 192-1394 (400 amino acids)
Biological process (GO): negative regulation of macrophage activation; negative regulation of complement activation, alternative pathway; negative regulation of interleukin-2 production
Molecular function (GO): complement component C3b binding
Source: RefSeq, a predicted model, not a curated record
ACCUCAGCCAUCAGUGAAAUGGACUCGUGGUAUUUCAGAAAGAAGGAAGGAAAAAGGGCAGCACAGCCUGGAUCCUAGAUGACACAGGACAGAAGAAAGGGAAGUGUUCAUGACUCGUCUUCUGGUCCAAGGCGUGAGGGUGUCUGUCACAAAGUGCAGAAAAAGGAGAGCGGACCUGCAGUUCUGGGAGAAUGGGAGAAGUGGUGUGGCUAGCGGUGUUUAUGGUGGCUUCCAUCAGCUGCAAUGCCCUCCUGGAUCUGUCUGCUGUCCACCAGGUGGAAGGGGAAUGGAUGGGAUCCACUACUUUACCAUGUACUUACAUGCCCUCAGAAGGUUUCACACAGCAAAUACUCACCUGGAGCAUGGAGCGAGACCACAGCAUCUCCACCAUCUUUCGGAGGGAUGAAUCUGGAGACCACAUCUUGUUGGCUCGGUUCCGAGACCGGGUCAGUGUCCCAAAGCGCAGCCCAGGGGAUGCCUCACUCCAUAUCACGAACCUUGAAAUCCCUGACAGCGGACACUACACCUGUCAAGUCAUCUGGAGGUCUAAAAAUAACAGCUUGAUAAAAAAGGAUGUGACCACUACAGUUAAAGUCAUCAAAGUGCCAGCGACCAAGCCUACCAUCAGGGCUGGCGCGCUGGGGCUGACGGUGCCAGCGGGAGCCAGGACCAGCCUGACCUGCGUGGCCCACGGGUCCCCACCCAUCAGCUACCGCUGGUUCCGGGCAGUGCCAGGGGGGACAGCCCUGCCGCUGAGCAGCCAGGCCGAGCUGACGUGGGACAGCCUGCGGCCUUCCGACGCGGGGACAUACUACUGCGAGGCAGAGAACAGAGUCGGGGCAGGGGCGGUGCAGCGGAGCGAUGCCGUUGAGCUGGUGGUGAGAGGGUCCCCAGUCACACAGCCACCCACGCCUGGGACCAGCCGGCACACAGGACCCCCACUCACCUCGGAAGGCAGCGAGGCUCCCCGCGUGCUGGGAGAUCUGCCCACAGCAACGCUAUCCGCCAGGAACGAUGUCAUUUCAGAGAGGCCUCCCGCUGCCACAGGGCCGCCGCGGGCCGCGCUCUCCCCGCACCUCUACGCGCUGGCGGCCGCCAUCGGCGGCGUGGCGAUCGGCGGGCUCCUGGCAGCGCUGCUGCGCCGGCGUCGGGCCAAGGCGGAACCCAUCUAUGAAGUUGCUUUCCAUAGCACUGCAGAUGUCACAAGACUGGACACUGAUGCAGAAGUACCUGUUCAGAGCCUAAAAGAGAAGAUAAAUUUGGAGGCUGAAACAUCCUAUGAAAUUGUCACCACAAAAGACAACAACUACGACAAUGUAUGCAAGGGGAAAAAUCCUGAGUAUGAGACCCUUUUGACUUCCAUGGAAUCAGAAUAUGAAGUGCAAAACUUUUAGUAGAGUACCACAUUUCCACAUGAGCAGCUGUACAGAAGAUGGGGCUGCAGAUAUUGAAUGGUAAACUUUACCAAGGGAAACUAUUCUUCCUGCCUGCCUUCUCCUCUGAUAAAUAUACCAGUCUUGCUG